Molecule: messenger RNA, 2315 nt
Organism: Silurus meridionalis
Lineage: Eukaryota; Metazoa; Chordata; Actinopteri; Siluriformes; Siluridae
Gene: gpr63
Product: G protein-coupled receptor 63
Exons: 3
Coding region: 949-2091 (380 amino acids)
Biological process (GO): G protein-coupled receptor signaling pathway
Cellular component (GO): membrane
Molecular function (GO): G protein-coupled receptor activity
Source: RefSeq, a predicted model, not a curated record
GAUAAAUCACAUAAAUCACAACUACACAUGAAAGACUUGCGCAUCAGUGACAUUACCAAUAUAAUUAUCGUAAAUCUAUUACUUUUCUUGUUUUUAAUCAGUUUUCAAGGCUGCAAAUUUGAGAUUUUUUGUUUAUAAAUAAAAAAUUCCCCAAAUAAAAUGAAGCCCACACGAGCUUCUGUUCAUCAUUAGUCAAAUAAACUUCACUGACUUCGACUCCGCCUUUCCGCUUAUUCCCGGAGCGGAUUGGGUGUUGGGGAAAUGUCGUGACGCCCUCUGUGUGUGUGUGUGUGUGUGUGUGUGUGUGUGUGUGUGUGUGUGUGUGUGUGUGUGUGUGCGAGAGAGAGAGACUGUGUUUUGCGUGUUUGUAUUCCAGCUGUUGUACUGAUCAGUACCCGCAGUUCAGUUUCAGAGUUCCAGCGCUGCGGUUUGUCGCAAACGGAUUUUUACCGGAAUUAAGGAUCGCGCGCACGUGUGUGUGUGUGUGUGUGUGUGUGUGUGUGGGUGUGUUGAGCGGGAUGUGACUGUAUCCAACCACAACAGGAUGAAAAGUACUGCUUCUGGAGAUCGAACUCAUCUCAUGAGCAGGACUUUGUAGUCAGUGUAGUGUGAAGAACACUGGAGUUUUCUCGUUUCUUGGAGACAAUGCAGCGUUGAUGCAUUCUGAACACACAAGCAGCAGAACCAUGUCUGAUCUGUAGCUCAGAGCUCUGAAGAGGGAAAUCAGAAAAGUACCUACAAAACCUAGGAGAUAUUCUACAGCCCGAGCUUAAUAAACCAGCUGUCAGCUGAGAUACAAUCACUUCCUGAAUGCUGAGAUGUUUCUGUAUUGGAUGACGGCGCGAUGGUUACCAUGCUGCCAAGAACCCUGCAGGAAUACCGUUUACUCUUGCUAAUGAUAGACCCACUUUGACACGCCCACUUGCUGCCAUAAGCCAAUCGGAUUCGAUGGAAAACUCGUCCUCCUCGUCAUUUUGGUGGGAAAACAGCAGCUCAUUGGUGCUCAGGACUCUCUGGUCAACACCCAAUGUGCAGGUAACAGAGCAGGCAGUGGUGCAGGAGGCGGGGCAGUAUGUUGGGCGUGUCCUAAGUGUUCCACUGCAGGUGUUCUUCAGUGUGCUGAUGGUGUGUGUGUUGUUGUUGGCGUUGUGUGGGAAUGCGGUGGUGUGUGUGAUGGUGUACCACCGCGCUGCCAUGCACUCCGCUAUUAACUUCCUGUUAGCCAACCUCGCCUUCGCCGACAUGCUGCUGACAGUCACUGCCGUGCCCUUUGACCUGGUCACCAUGGUGACAGCACAGUGGCUGUUUAGUGCCACUCUUUGCCGGGCGUCAGCCAUGCUGUUGUGGUUGUGUAUGUCGGUGGGUGUGGCUAUGCUGUUGGCGAUCAGUGUGGAUCGUUUCCUGAUCAUUGUGCGGAGACAAGACCGUCUCACACUGCACCGGGCCAAGAUCCUCAUCGCUGCCUCCUGGAUCCUCGCUUUUUUCCUGUCUUUCCCGCUGUUGCUAGGAUACCCGUCCCUGCAGAUACCCCCUAGUGCACCACAGUGCGUCCUAAGCUACUCCCCUGACAGUAGUUACCAUGGAUACGUGGUGCUUCUGGCCCUGGUGAGCUUCUUCAUUCCAUUUGCCGUAAUAGCGUGUUCCUUUGCUGCGAUCCUGAGUUCUAUUAGGCACAAUGCACUUCGGAUCAGUUGUGACUCCGCCCUCUCCCUGUCUAAGCCCCGACCGCUCCACCUGAGCGUGGAUGUGGGCUUCAAGACACGAGCCUUCUUCACCAUUCUGCUGCUGUUUGUGCUAGCGUUCACCUCGUUGGCGCCCCUGGUGGUGUUCAGCCUGUGUGCGGCGAUCAGCAGUGGUGUUUAUAAUGGGGCGGGGUUUUUCCAGGUAAGUGCCUGGCUGCUGAUACUCAGCUUUUUGCGUCCCGCUCUCAACCCACUCAUCUACUACUGCCGCAUCAGGAAGUUCCGCCACGCCUGUGCCCACUGGGUGCCCUCCAUCUGCAAGCUCCGCCCACCACUACCCAGCCAGGCCCAGCGCAGGAUCAGGCCCAGUGCAGUGUACGCCUGCAGUGAAUAUCACUCCAGCAUCUAACACACACACACACACACACAAAAUAUACACCUUUACUGUGCCUGUAAUUUACUUCAUAAUUGUACAUCUGUAUGUAAUUGUUUUACAUAAAAAAAUUACUUGUGUGUGUGUUUGUUUGACUGUUUCUGAAUUGUGAAAAUAUGCAAUACUCUACUGUUUUUAUAAUUUUCUGCUUUAGAAAUAUUACAUUUAUAAAAGCAUCUUUGUGUGAAUUUAAUUCUUAA